Sclerotinia sclerotiorum 1980 UF-70 is the source of this 2511-nucleotide messenger RNA. RefSeq lists its product as hypothetical. The transcript has 6 exons. The coding region runs from base 1 to 2511 and encodes 836 amino acids. NCBI's taxonomy places the organism in Eukaryota, Fungi, Ascomycota, Leotiomycetes, Helotiales, Sclerotiniaceae. Gene Ontology annotation, molecular function: protein binding. The record is from RefSeq and is a predicted model, not a curated record.
AUGUCCGACGAUUUCGCCGCUCCUGUAAAGGGCAUCAUAAAGGCACUCGAUGCAGGGAUCAAGUUGACCAAGAGGAUUGCGAGAACGGCGAGUCAUGGUCCUGAGAAUUUAAAAUAUAUCGCGGAGCUGGCACAGAAUUUACAGAGGACUUUGGAAAAGAGUUGUCAAGGUAUUGCGGAUGCUUACAGAGAUGCUGCGGGAUCUUGUGGUGAAGCUUUUGCUAAGGCUUUACUGGAGGAUGCAUCUUCAGAAUUACCCCCUUAUUUCAACAGACAAAAUAUCGAUGAUAGAGUUCCUGUAUCAAGUCCUUCCAAAAGUUCUCAUAAAAAGGAAAAUCCAUGGAGUUUGAGUGGACCAUAUUUUGAUGUAGGGCCAAGAACUCCUCCUCGUGGCCAAUCCCCAGAACCAAGUUAUCAGGAAUCAAUACAAGCUACACCUCCUCCUAAAUAUGGAUUUGAUACAUCACCUCCCAAGCAAGUAUUCAUAGCCAAAGAGCUCGUGUAUCAAAGGCUUAGCGCAAAUGAGGAAUUUUUAGAGCGAAAGAAACAGUCUCGAGUCAAGGCCCAGACAUCUCAAGGGGGAAGUUCGCGGAAUGGUUCAUUGAGGGAUCGAGAUGCUACGCCCGCAUCUUCGAGUACAACGAAGCCGGAUAAUGAAUACUUUCCUACUGCAUCCUUGAAACCUCCAACGCCAAUUUCAGCAACCCCAUUAAGUCCAGGUAUUAGUGACUAUCAACCUUCGGAAUCUGGGACAUCAUUAUGGAUGAAAAGUCCAGUUAGUCCACCUAUGUCUGAUAUACAUGAUCCAGCUUCUUGGGGUAGAUUGGCACCUGCAACCACUUCUCCAACUUCUACUGCAUCACUAGCUUCUACACUACAGCUGCCUGGUUUUGGAAACGGAGUGGAAGAUGGAUUAGAAGUCGUUCCCAUUUUUGAUAGUGGUUUAGAAGUUGUACCAACUCAGGAUCCUGAACCAGUGCCAAUACAGCCUUUAAGUCGCAUUCCAGAAUAUCGGAGUCAAAGUCAAUUAGCAAUGCAUAGAGCUAUGACCCCUUCAUUGAAAAGCUUAGAUUGUCCUAUGAGACAUGAUAGUUCGUUUUAUAAAUUUGAGGGGUUUUGUCCAGGGGCUAAAGCGAUGAUUAGAGGGGAAACAGGAUUUAAAGUUGUUAAGAGACCUUCGAAGGAUCAGGGCCAUUAUAGUGCUACUUUGAGUGCGAGAUGUAUUAAAUGUGCUUAUGAAGUGGGUUGGAAUGAUGUGGAAAAGGAUAGAUUACUUGAUCGUUCUGGUAUAUAUUCUAAUACUGGUAUUCGAUGGCGUCAAAGAUUUAUCUCGAAAUGUCACCUUAAAACAACUUCAGUGGAUGAUCCUAUCUAUGGUUGUAUAUUCUGCAUUGAAGAUCACCGCACAGUGGAAGACCAUGAUGCAACUAUCUUCUUUAGCGUAACAUCCCUCUUCCGUCACCUAGCCCGUCACCCUCGUCCCCUUCCACAAGUAACGGGUAUAACAACUGUCUAUGGCAUUCAACCACCUUCAGUCCUCGAUUUCGAUAUUCAAUUCACUAUUCACGAACCCAAACUUUCUACUUACUGCAUGUUCGAAAUAGCAUCUAAAGUAGCUUCUCGUCCUUCGGCUCAUGCAACGAUAACCCAUCAUCCAAAACCUACUGCUAAAACAUUUCGUGAUCCUGAUGGUCAACCAACUAUGCAUUUUGCAGAUGGUGCAAAGAUUGUGGGAAUAACGUUCCCGGAACGUUUUGGCGGUAAUUGGUGUAUAGGUUAUCAUGAUGGUGAACGUGGAUCAUUCCCCGCAACGGCUAUUUCUCUCCUCUCACCCCCACGAGAUGAGGUAAAAAUGAAUCCUCAAAGUUCUCUUCAAGCAGUCGCAAAAUGGGAUUGGAAACCCAAAGAUAAAGAAGAAGGAUGGUUAAAAUUUUCAAAAGGAGAGAGAAUUUAUAAUGUAGGAUAUGCAUGGCAAGAUCAAUGGUGCUGGAGCGGUUGUACCUCGAAAGGAAAAUGGGGUCUCUUUCCCAGCAGUUUCGUAGAAGAUCUAAUGAGUACCGAUUCAUCCUCUGGUAACGCAAAAGCAUCUAAAAUCCUAGGUACAGAUAUAGAGAAAAAGGAACGUGGGGGAUUAGGAGCAGCAUUUGGGUUUUCGGGAAGUAAAUCUAGAAUGGUUAGUUUUCCACUGAGUAGAAAUAGAAGCGCGAGGAGUGGGCAAAGUCCAGUUCAGAGGGAUGAUAGGGAAAGAAGUGGUAGUUCGCUAAGUGGCUUUAUGGGUUAUGGACAUCAUAGGGCUGCUAGCGUGAGGAGUAAUGGGAGUUCGGCGAGUACGCCGAGUAGUCCGUUGGUGUCGGUGCAGGCGGGUUUGGAGGUUGAUAAGAGGCCGGGGACUGCUGGGGGUGGAGAGGGUUUAGUUGGGGGUGGAGGUGGAGGGGGAGGGGGGAAUAGAGUUAGUAGUGGGAGUGGGAGUGUGAGUGGAGGGGUGGUAGGGAGUAGUUGGUUGAGGAGUUAG